This is a messenger RNA of Delphinapterus leucas (beluga whale), 2261 nucleotides long. It is a transcript of the gene IRF9, whose product is annotated as interferon regulatory factor 9. The record is from RefSeq and is a predicted model, not a curated record. Gene Ontology annotation, biological process: regulation of transcription by RNA polymerase II; immune system process. Lineage: Eukaryota; Metazoa; Chordata; Mammalia; Artiodactyla; Monodontidae. Gene Ontology annotation, cellular component: nucleus. Gene Ontology annotation, molecular function: protein binding; RNA polymerase II cis-regulatory region sequence-specific DNA binding; DNA-binding transcription factor activity, RNA polymerase II-specific.
UGUCUGUAAAUACUUGGGGAUCCAGACAGGGCCUCUCACCAGGAGCAGGACACCAGGGGAACAAUAGAUUCCUGAAAAACCUUAAAAUUAAGACCAAUGCCUAAGGUUCCCUUCUAGAUGCCACAGCUUGGGAUGUUAAAAAGAAAGUAUUUUUCGUCAUCGCUAGUGACGGCAGAAAUGAAACAAUUCAGCCUCAGAAGUUUGAGAUUAUAUCUAUAGAGGCAAAAAGAUGGAUGAGAUCUCUGGGGGCCCUUGCCGGAAUCCAACCCCAAGGGCCAGGAUCUCACUCUUCCCAAAGUAUCAGUUCCCCUGACACUUCCUGCUGCUUUUAUCCCCAGGAUGGCAUCAGGCAGGACACGUUGCACCCGGAAGCUCCGGAACUGGGUGGUGGAGCAGGUGGAGAGCGGGCAGUUCCCAGGAGUGUGCUGGGAAGAUGCGGCCAAGACCAUGUUCCGGAUUCCCUGGAAGCACGCAGGCAAGCAGGACUUCCGGGAGGAUCAGGAUGCCGCCUUCUUCAAGGCCUGGGCGAUAUUUAAGGGAAAGUACAAGGAGGGGGACUCGGAAGGCCCUGCUAUCUGGAAGACUCGUCUGCGCUGUGCUCUGAACAAGAGUUCUGAGUUCCAGGAGGUUCCUGAGAAUGGCCACAGGGAUGGGGCUGAGCCCUACAAGGUGUACCGGCUGCUGCCACCUGGAACCCUCCCCGCUCAGCCAGGGACCCAGAAAUCACCAUCAAAGCGACACCACAGUUCUGUGUCCUGUGAGAGGAAGGAGGACGAGGUUACCACGAAGAACUGCAUACUCAGCCCCUCCUUGCUCCAGGACCCCCUCAAAAAUGAGCUGGUGGAGACCAGUGGGGGAACAGCCUAUUCAGACUCCGGGAGCAGCAGCAACAGCCCUGAGCCUCAGGAAGGUAGGGACACAGCUGAGGCCCCUCUCCAAGGAGAUCUGGUGUCCCCAGAGCUUCUGCCCCCUCCAGGUUCAGACUACUCCCUGCUGCUCACCUUCAUCUACGAGGGGCGCGUGGUGGGUGAGGCCCAGGUGCAGAGCCUGGACUGCCGCCUCGUGGCUGAGCCCUCGGGCUCCCAGUGCGGCAUGGAGCAGGUGAUAUUUCCCAAACCCGGCCCGCGAGAGCCCACCCAGCGCUUGCUGAGCCAGCUCAAGAGAGGGGUCCUGGUGGCCAGCAACUCCCGAGGCCUCUUUGUGCAGCGCCUUUGCCCCAUCCCCAUCUCCUGGAGCGCGCCCCAGGCUCCACCUGGUCCAGGCCCGCACCUGCUGCCCAGCAACGAGUGCGUGGAGCUCUUCAGAACCGCCUAUUUCUGCAGAGACCUGGCCAGGUACUUCCAGGGCCUGGGCCCCGCACCCGAGUUCCAGGUGACACUGAAUUUCUGGGAGGAGAGCCCUGGCCCCAACCACACCCCACAGAGUCUUAUCACAGUGCAGAUGGAGCAGGCCUUUGCCCGACAUUUACUGGAGAAGACUCCAGAGGAUCAGGCAGCCAUCCUGUCCCUGGUGCAGAGCCUGGAGGACCCGCCUCCUUUUCCUCUCUCUGUUCCACCCAUCUGCUUUGAGAGAGCCUCUUCCUCCACGCUCUCGACCUGCCUCCCAUGUUACUUUGCUCCAGGCCCCCUGAACCCACCAGACAUUUCUGCCUCAGGACCUUUGCACUUGCUGGUUCUUUUGACUAAAACACUCUUCCUUCAGGUCCUAAGCACCUUAAGGGCAGGUGCCCCCACUUUAUCAUAUUUGUGCCCCAGCGUGAACACUUGUGAACACUGACAAUAUAUGUACAGUGAUCGAAACAAUUUGUAAGUAUCAUGUAGAGACCAAUUUAGCCAAGCACCAUGGAAUAGGGAUUGGGAACACUGGAAUUCAAAAGAGCAGAGUUCCCAACCAGGCUGCCACUAAGGAGCUGUGUGGUCUGGAACAAACAGUCCAUAUGGGCCUCUGUUUUCUCAUCUGUAAAGGCAAGUCUUGGACUAGAUUUUGAAAUCCCGUUCAGCCUUGAUAUUCUGUGGUGGUAAAUUUAGGGCAAUUGCACAUUCCUCUGACAAACAUUUGCUGAGCUAAGUUUCAGGCACUAAUGGAAAAAACAAGAACCUCUCAAGAGUUCCCAGAUUGAAGGAACAAAAUAAAAUAGGGUCAGCUUGGCUGCAAUAAGAGCUGAGUCUUUUUUUUUUUUUAAUUAGACUAUAGUUGACUUACAAUAUUGUGUUACUUUCAAAUGUAUAGCAAAGUGGUUCAGUUAUAUAUUUUUCCAGAUU